Diversispora eburnea is the source of this 466-nucleotide messenger RNA. NCBI's taxonomy places the organism in Eukaryota, Fungi, Glomeromycota, Glomeromycetes, Diversisporales, Diversisporaceae. The record is from the annotation of a GenBank genome assembly.
GUACUAUAUUCUUACAAAGCAAAAAUAUUAACAUGGUUAAAUGUACACGUAUGCGAUCUGAUGCAGUUCCAUUAUCAUCAGAAGAUUAUAAAUUUAUUAUGCAAUAUCGUGAUGCAAAACCAAAAACUAAGGUUUUAAAGGAAUUAAGAAAAAAAUACCCUAUGACGUAUGACCGUUUUUAUAGAAUUUGGAGAGGGCAAGAAGUUGGUAUGGUAGAAUGGUAUCAGCUUGUAUCAGAUCCAGUAGCACCUCAAAAUCAGGAUUUAUCUAUACCUGAAUCGUACUUACCAGAUAUUAACCAAGCUAGUAUGGUUGAAAAUUCUAAUGGUCAGACUUCAGUAUUUGAAACGUAUCAAAUUAACAAAGAUAUUUUAUGUGUCAGAGACACCGCACCCUUAGGAGGAAAAGAUGACAUGUAUACUAUAAUCGAGCGUGAAGCCAGAGAAGCAGAAGAAGCCGAAUGCGA